CAUAAUCGUCAUUUGUUCCGACCAAAUUCCGAGAGAAAGGCAAAAUAAAAAAGGGGGAAAAAAAAGGGAGGAAAGCUUAAAAAAAGCAACGAACUCAAUUUCAUAAACCCUAACAAAUCCCCCAUCUAUGGACUUGAGAUCCCCAAUUUCGAUCAGAUAGCGGCCUCUCCUAUCCCCGAUCGCAGCAGCUCUGUAUCGCUUGAUCUCGCCGUUUCUCCACCUGCUUGCGCUUGCCGACACCGAGAGAUCCUGCUAUUAGUCGCGUCCAUGCGAUCGAUCGCGGCGAGCUCCUCAGAUCUUAAUCGCUUCGUCGGCCAUGAGAGGUUCUCGGAGCUCGUUUCAAGUUUCUGAGCUACGAGGACUUUUGAAAUCCUUGAAAUUGUUGCUACUGAAUUAUUUGAUGAUCUUAUCAUGUCUUGAACUCAUAAGCAAGGCUUUGUCUGGCAUUCAAAUACCUACCUCAGUGUCGGCCGUUUCUCCACCAGGUGGAUGGGAUCUACUGGAUUCUGCACCUGCACCAGCCAUUUCUGAAUUCUUCUUGCCUGCGACUCUUCCUCUGGUUCGGAGAGAACUUAGGGAACAAUUUUCUCCGCAAGCUGCAAGUUCACCUCCUCCAGAAUAUAGUUCUUUGACAACUGCUGGUCCACCCUCUUCAAGAUUAUCAAAGCAAUCAUAUCCAUCGAUGCAGCGGAACCAAAGUCGUGCCCCUGAAUCAUCCCUUAUACCUCCUAUCACUGGGGGUACUGCUCCAUCAGAUUCCAAUGCCAGCUCUGUUCCUUCUCCAGAUGCACCUUUAAUCCCUCCUCACAGGUCUGGAUGCUGUGAGCAGAAUAUGGUGCAAAAGCGAGGUACUCAAGGUUGUCAUUGUGUGUACCCAGUAAAAGUUGAGCUGUUUCUUCAGAAUGUUUCUUUGAGUUCAAAUUGGAGCAAUGAAUUUCUUCAAGAACUUGCCUCCCAGCUAAACCUUCGUGUCAGUCAGUUCGAGAUUGAUAACUUUUAUGUUGUCGGUGUCUCAGGCCUAAAUAUCUCUAUGGCCAUUGCUCCGCACACUGGGAUUAGUUUCUCUGCAGAUCAAGUCAACGCAAUGAACUAUUCACUUACUUUUCAUAAAGUUCAUGUGAACCCUACGCUAGUUGGUGAUUACAGACUUUUGAACUUAACUUGGUUCAAGCCAUUGGCUCCUGCUCCUGCUCCAACACAGGCUUUUGCACCCAGGGUUUCACCGCCUUCAAAGUCCAAUGUGCAUACACCUCCAAGUACUAAUGAAGAUAAACGUUCAACUCUGAUUAUAGCUGUGGGCAUAGGUACUGGUGUCCUGAUCAUUAUUAUAAUAUCCGUGAUAAUCAUCUUCUCCUGCAUAUCUAGAAAAGAGAAGCAGACUGCCGCCAAAGAACCAGCAAAACCAAGGAGUGGAGAUGCAGCUUCUGUAGAAGGCUCUCUUCCUCAUCCUACUAGUACAAGGCUUCUCUCGUAUGAAGAGCUCAAAGAAGCAACGAAUAAUUUUGAACCAGCAAGCAUACUUGGAGAAGGUGGCUUUGGUCGCGUCUUCAAGGGAGUCUUAAGUGAUGGAACAGCAGUUGCCAUAAAGAAACUCACAAAUGGAGGACACCAGGGAGAUAAGGAAUUCCUGGUUGAGGUUGAAAUGCUAAGCAGGCUACAUCACCGCAAUCUAGUAAGACUUGUUGGUUACUACAGCAGCCGUGAUUCAUCACAGCAUCUUCUCUGUUACGAGCUUGUUCCCAAUGGAAGCCUCGAGUCCUGGCUCCAUGGUCCUCUGGGAGCAAAUUGUCCUUUAGGUUGGGAAACUAGGAUGAAAAUAGCUCUUGAUGCUGCUAGAGGGCUUGCCUACCUUCAUGAGGAUUCUCAGCCCUGUGUGAUACACAGAGAUUUCAAAGCAUCCAAUAUAUUGCUUGAGAACAACUUCCACGCAAAGGUUUCAGAUUUUGGACUUGCCAAACAAGCACCUGAAGGGCGUGCGAACUAUCUUUCUACUCGCGUGAUGGGAACCUUUGGGUAUGUAGCACCCGAAUAUGCUAUGACUGGACAUCUGCUAGUGAAGAGUGAUGUAUAUAGUUAUGGAGUAGUUCUGCUUGAACUGCUGACUGGGAGGAGGCCUGUAGAUAUGUCACAGCCAUCUGGCAAGGAGAAUCUUGUGACCUGGGCUAGGCCAAUUCUUCGUGAAAAAGAUCGGUUGGAAGAGCUAGCUGAUCCUAGUCUGUCAGGUAAAUAUCCAAAAGAAGACUUUGUGCGAGUAUGCACAAUUGCAGCAGCUUGCGUUGCGCCUGAAGCAAGCCAAAGGCCCACGAUGGGCGAAGUGGUUCAGUCCCUUAAAAUGGUGCAGAGAUUAGCAGAGUAUCAGGAUGCAAUGCCGAAUCCCACUGCUCGGCCAAAUGUAAGGCAGUCAUCCACGACCUACGAAUCCGAUGGCACUUCAUCAAUGUUUUCUUCUGGGCCCUUCUCAGGUCUAAGCUUAUUUGACAAUGACAACAUUUCUAGAACUGCAGUCUUCUCAGAAGAUCUCCAUGAAGGACGAUAACUCUUUCAAAGUAACCAGCUUGUAACUGAAAAAGAAACAUGGAGAGGCUCUUGAUUAAUGAAAGGGAUGAGUCUCAACAAGGUUUUGUGAUGUUUGUGCAAGUACAUUUCAAUUUAUAUCAAGCCCUCAAAUGUUUUUUUUUGGGGUCAUUUUCAGCAGAGGUUCUCUAGUCUGGUUGCGUGCGAAUUGCUCCUAAUGUGCCUUUGCCAGGCUCAUGUUGUUUGACAUUGUUCUCAUAUAAUUCAUGACAUUUUUCUGGA
Messenger RNA from Asparagus officinalis (garden asparagus), 2796 nucleotides. RefSeq names its product proline-rich receptor-like protein kinase PERK15. Gene Ontology annotation, molecular function: ATP binding; protein kinase activity. The transcript has 8 exons. Gene Ontology annotation, biological process: protein phosphorylation. Bases 317 to 2536 code for a protein of 739 amino acids. NCBI's taxonomy places the organism in Eukaryota, Viridiplantae, Streptophyta, Magnoliopsida, Asparagales, Asparagaceae. The record is from RefSeq and is a predicted model, not a curated record.